AUGGCGUCGCUGCUGGCGCUCACCGUCAUUUCCCUUCUCUUCCUCGCCAUGACACACUUCUCAUGUUCCUUCCUCGACGCGCUGAAAGGCGAGACAUCCGACGGGAAUUCGGAGCACAGAGCUUUGAAUCCAGGGGGCAAAACUUUUGCUCAUCUCCCUUGCAGAAAAGCAUCUUCUCUGCGUGUGAAAGUCGGAUCUUUUUCGCAGAUUCGUUUUGAAAUUCCCGAGCAGGUCGACGACCGCGGUGUCGAUAAGCUUACUUGCUUUGAAGAUCUUGAUCACCACAAGAGAUUUGGUGGAUUUCUGGUUAUUGUACCUUUUCUACUGGACAUGUCCUUUCGCAGCAUAGUCCGUGAUGUUAGGGAAAGCUUUGGUAGCUUAUCAAGACGGAGCUUUGAGGUCAGGAUUUCCGGUUUGCCUGGUCAUCAUAGAGGGAAAUCUGUUGGAUCUCUGAGCGACAGACCUGUAGUAGUUGAUCAAAGCAGGUGGGUUGGUCUUCCUCCUGAAUUGCUCCGAGAUGUAAUGAAAAGGCUUGAGGAAGGGGAGAGCAAUUGGCCAUCCCGAAAAAAUGUUGUUGCUUGUGCAGCAGUCUGUGGAACAUGGAGAGAGAUAUGCAAGGAUAUAGUGCUGAGUCCGGAGUUUUGCGGGAAGCUCACUUUUCCAGUAUCACUUAAACAGCCGGGACCAAGAGAUGGAAUAAUCCAGUGUUUUAUAAAAAGGGACAAAUCAACGUCAACUUAUUAUCUUUACCUAUGUCUUAGCCCUGCUGUCCUCAGCGAGGAUGGGAAAUUUCUGCUAGCAGCUAAGAGGAAUCGCCGUACAACAUAUACUGAGUACAUCAUUUCUGUGGAUCGUAAAAAUAUAUCACGAUCAAGUAAUGGCUAUGUUGGAAAAAUGAGGUCAAAUUUUCUUGGCACUAAAUUCAUCGUGUAUGACACUCAAACUCCACACAAUGCUGGGAGCCUUGUCUCGUCCUCAGCGCUAGACCCUGAAGGCAUGGUGCCUGGCCAACCCAAGCAGCUCUUCGCCCCUGGCUCAUCUUCCUUUGGAGAAUCCUUUCGCAGUGCAAACACCUCUUCCAGCUCAAGGUUCUCAAUUACAGACCGCUCCUUGGACUUCAGCUCCUCGCGCUUCUCAGAGAUAAGCGGAUUGGCUCAGCAAGAUGAGGACAGUGGCCAGGGUAAGGAGAGGCCUUUGGUUCUCCGCAAUAAGGAGCCAAGGUGGCACGAGCAGCUGCAGUGUUGGUGCCUCAACUUCCGUGGUCGGGUGACCGUGGCUUCUGUGAAGAACUUCCAGUUGAUAGCUGCACCACAACUAGAUUCUGAAUCGUCACAGCAAGCUCAGCAGCAAACCCAGCCUUCGAAUUCAUCUUCGGCAUCGGAUCAUGACAAAGUGAUCCUGCAGUUUGGAAAGGUUGCCAAGGACAUGUUCACGAUGGACUACCGGUACCCGCUCUCGGCAUUCCAGGCCUUCACCAUCUGUUUGACCAGCUUCGACAGCAAGCUGGCUUGUGAAUAG
Miscanthus lutarioriparius is the source of this 1518-nucleotide messenger RNA. The record is from the annotation of a GenBank genome assembly. Lineage: Eukaryota; Viridiplantae; Streptophyta; Magnoliopsida; Poales; Poaceae.